This is a messenger RNA of Aricia agestis (brown argus), 1009 nucleotides long. RefSeq names its product phospholipase A1. Gene Ontology annotation, molecular function: lipase activity. Bases 60 to 974 code for a protein of 304 amino acids. The transcript has 8 exons. The record is from RefSeq and is a predicted model, not a curated record. Lineage: Eukaryota; Metazoa; Arthropoda; Insecta; Lepidoptera; Lycaenidae.
CGUUAGUUUUCUUCACCCUGUUGUACGUCAACGUUGGAUAUGAAGCAGAUGCAAAUGUUAUGUCCAUGUUGGAUUUCCGCUACCUCCAUUGUAUUAUGAAAAGGGACAACCAGUGUCCUAGUUCCGAAAUUAACUUCUUUUUGUACACCCCAGAAUUUCCAAUAAACCAAUGGAUAGACAUGCGCACAAUCAGGAAACUACCCUACCGAGGAUGGAAGGCUUCGAGGAAGAAUGUGUUUAUCGUCCACGGCUUCAAUGGAACCCACUCCAAAACUCCUAUGACAUUCCUUAGAGAUGCCUACCUGUCUCGGAAGGAUUACAACGUGUUCAUGGUAGACUGGUCGCCUCUCAGCCGCUUCCCAUGCUACCUGUCCGCACUCUCUAAUAUGAGACUAGCAGCCCAGUGCACUGCCCAACUCUAUUCGUACCUGACCCAGUACGGAGCUAAGGCCAAGGGUAUAACUUGCGUGGGCCAUUCCCUGGGCGCCCACGUCUGCGGUAUGAUGUCUAAGCAUCUAACCGAGAAGCAGUACAAAAUUGUUGGCCUAGACCCCGCUCGCCCUUUAAUAUCAGAGUAUGGGUCCAGCCAAUUUCGAUUAGGACGAGACGACGCGUACGUGGUCCAGGUACUACACACAAAUGCCGGAUUCCUGGGAGAAACUGGUCUGGUAGGACAUGCAGACUUCUGCAUCAACGGCGGACGAAUGCAGCCAGGGUGUGCCAGGCAGGGACCUAAUUUGAUGCGUGUAGCCCGCUGCAGCCACUUCAUGAGCUCCUGCUACUUCGCGGCCAGCGUCCGCCGGCGUCUGAAGGUAGUGGGCGUGCCCUGUGACACCACCUGCCCCAAACAGGGGCGGUGGGGACUCAACUUCUCGCGGAAACCACUCCUGUUGGGUGACGAGAUGCCUGAAUCGUCAAGAGGAAUGUACUGCGUCGAUAUGUCGGACCACGUGGAGAGUUGUCCAUUUGAGUAGAACAAGUUUAGUUUAAUUUUACUCGUCAAAGGUUU